Molecule: messenger RNA, 747 nt
Organism: Apis florea (little honeybee)
Lineage: Eukaryota; Metazoa; Arthropoda; Insecta; Hymenoptera; Apidae
Source: RefSeq, a predicted model, not a curated record
AUGUUUUCUGUAAUCAUGAUGAGAAACCAAAACAAGAGAAAAGUGUUUCAAUCGAUACAAGAUAAGAUGACGAUUGAGACGAGUGCAUCUAUGAAAAUGAGUCAUGAAUACGGGAUUUCGCGAGAUAUGAUACGCGGAGAGUACGAUUUUUUAUCGAAUUUUGGAAAUAGAGGAGAGCACAUGCAAUAUAAAAAUCGUAAAGGACUUUUGAACGAAGACGUGGAAAAGUGUUUACACACGUGGCAGCAACAAACAGUUGGGAAUCCAUUGACCAAUUCGUCGCAACAAGAAAAGGCGAUAAAGAUUUGUGACGGAUACGGAUCGACAUUAUUCUUUGGUAGCAGAAAUUGGCUACGGAUUAUUAAAAAUCGCUACAUGGCCCAGUCUUAUAGACAAAAAGCUAAUGAGGAUAAAGCUGCAAGAAUAUUCGUAAAUAAUUCAACGACAGUAAACAGUAAAGAGGAAGAGGAGAAAAUAGAAGAGGAACAAAGGAAAAUAGACGCAGAAUAUAUGGAAUUUGAAAAAAAAUUAAAGAAAGAGCGGAUGCUCCAAGAAGGGAAAAAAAGGAAAUAUGAAGAGCAGUUGAUUCAAAAUUCAAAAUUAAACUUUAUAGAAAAGAAGAAAGGAGAUUUAAAUACGCUGGAACAAAUUAUAAAAAAGUAUGCCGACGAUGAUGAGACUGUAAUAAUAAUGGGUAAAACUAUAAGAAGAAUUCUUGAAAAUAAAGGUACUAUUUUUGAAGGUUAA